AAACCGCAUACAGGCGCGCGGUGACAGACAAAAAUGGCCCCUCGCGCUGCUUCCCCCGCUCUGUCGGAGAAUGAAUUCGACAUCACCAAUGCGCUGUUCCAGCAUGACAGCGAUUCCGAGAUCGAACAAGUCCCGCACAAGAAGGCCAAGCGCCAACCCCCGAAGGCGGCCGCGCCGCAGCAACUGGAUUUCCUAGGCGGCAACCACGACGAUGACGACGACGGCGAAGAUGACGAGGCAUUCAUCGCGGAGAGACAGGCGUCGGCCAACCGGAAGGGCUCGAAUCUCAAGGGCCGCACGGUCAAGAAGGGCGGCGGUUUCCAGGCGAUGGGGCUGAAUGCGAACCUGCUGAAGGCGAUCACCCGGAAAGGGUUCUCGGUGCCGACGCCCAUCCAGCGCAAGACGAUCCCCGUCAUCAUGGACGACCAGGACGUGGUGGGCAUGGCGCGCACGGGUUCCGGCAAGACGGCCGCCUUCGUGAUCCCCAUGAUCGAGAAGCUCAAGAGCCACAGCACCAUGGUCGGCUCCCGCGCGCUGAUCAUGUCGCCCUCGCGUGAGCUGGCGCUGCAGACCCUGAAGGUCGUCAAGGAGCUUGGCAAGGGCACCGACCUCAAGUCCGUGCUGCUGGUCGGUGGUGACAGCCUCGAGGAGCAGUUCUCCAUGAUGGCCGGCAACCCGGAUAUCGUCAUCGCCACCCCCGGUCGGUUCCUGCACCUGAAGGUCGAGAUGAACCUGGAUAUGUCGAGUAUCCGCUACGUGGUCUUCGACGAGGCCGAUCGGCUCUUCGAGAUGGGUUUCGCCGCCCAGCUGACCGAGAUUCUGCACGGCCUGCCCCAGAACCGCCAGACCCUGCUGUUCUCGGCCACCUUGCCCAAGUCGCUGGUCGAGUUCGCCCGCGCCGGUCUGCAGGACCCGACGCUCAUCCGUCUGGACACCGAGAGCAAGAUCUCGCCGGAUCUGCAGAAUGUGUUCUUCUCUGUCAAGUCCGGCGACAAGGAGGGUGCGUUGCUCUACAUCCUGCACGAGGUGAUCAAGAUGCCCACGGGCCCCACCGAGGCGGCCCGGCGCCAAAAGGAGGACGAGAAGAAGCCCUUUAAGGACCGCAAGCGCAAGCGAUCGGCGAUGGAUAAAGCCAUUAACACCAAGGAAUCCCCCACCAAACACUCGACCAUCGUCUUCGCCGCCACCAAACACCACGUCGAUUUCCUGUACUCUCUCCUCUGCGAGGCCGGCUUCGCCACCUCCUACGUCUACGGUUCCCUUGACCAGACCGCCCGUAAGAUCCAGGUCCAGAACUUCCGGUCGGGUAUUUCGAAUAUUCUCGUCGUCACCGACGUCGCCGCCCGCGGUAUCGAUAUCCCCAUCCUCGCCAACGUCAUCAACUACGACUUCCCCUCGCAGGCCAAGAUCUUCGUCCACCGUGUCGGUCGUACCGCCCGUGCCGGCCGCACGGGUUGGAGUUACAGUCUUGUCCGGGACCAGGACGCCCCCUACCUGUUGGACCUGCAGCUCUUCCUCGGUCGGAGGCUCGUGCUGGGUCGCGAGUUCGGGGACCAGGUCAACUACGCCGAGGACGUGGUCGUCGGCAGCCUGCCCCGGGACGGGCUGUCCCAGAACUGCGAGUGGGCCGCCAAGGUGGUCGAGGACUCCACCGACAUCGCCAACCAGCGCGCGGUCGCCGCCAAGGGUGAGAAGCUGUACAUGCGCACGCGCAACGCCGCCGCCCUGGAGAGCGCCAAGCGCGCCAAGCAGGUGGUCGCCUCGGACAACUGGGCAGCCACCCACCCGCUUUUCAGCGACGAGACCUCGCAGCUGGAAGCCGAGCGCGAGAAGAUGCUGGCCCGCAUCGGCGGCUACCGGCCCACGGAGACGAUCUUUGAGGUGAACAACCGCCGCAGCGGCAAGCCCGAGAACGAGGAAGCCCUCAGCACCAUCCGCCGCGUGCGCACGACGCUCGACUCGAAGAAGAAGCGCCAGGCGCAAGCCGAGGAGCAGUCCGAGUUCGUCGAGGAUGCCGUCACCGGCGGAGCUGCAGGUGAUGGCAGCGACAACGACGAGGCCGUCGCCGACGGCGCCUUCGACGACGAAGAUGAAGCCACCGGCAUCCCCGACAACAUGUCCAUGGCGUCCGAAUCCGACCUCGAAGUCACCUUCUCCGCCUACGGCAGCAACAAGGACAACAAGGACAAGAAUGCCAGCAACGCGGCCUCCUUCCAGAACCCAGACUACUUCAUGUCCUACACCCCCACCAACAUCAACCUAGCCGAGGACCGCGCGUACGGGGUACACUCCGGCACGAACGCCAACUUCGCGCAGGCGUCGCGCGACGCCGCCAUGGACCUGCUCGGCGACGAGGGCAGCCGCGGGUUCGGCGAGCCCCGCACCAUGAUGCGCUGGGACAAGCGGCACAAGAAGUACGUCGCGCGCCAGAACGAUGAGGACGGCUCCAAGGGCACCCGCCUCGUGCGCGGCGAGAGCGGCGCCAAGAUCGCCGCCUCCUUCCGCAGCGGCCGCUUCGACGCCUGGAAGAAGGGCAAGCGCCUCGGCCGCAUGCCCCGCGUUGGUGAGGCCGAGACCCCCGGCAUGUCGGCGGAUCUGGAUGCUGCGGGCCGCCAUGGUGGCGGCAAGCGCUUCCGGCAUCGGCAGGAGCGUGCGCCCAAGCGCGCGGACCCCUUACGCGGUGAUUAUGAAAAGAUGAAGAAGAAGAAUGAUGCUGCCAAGGAGCGGCAGUUCAAUAAAUUCGGCGGUGCUGCGGCGGGGGGCAAGAGUGAGAUUCGGGGGACGGAUGAUAUUCGUCUCGCGAGGAAGUUGAAGCAGAAGCGCAUGGAGAAGAAUGCUAGGCCUUCGAGGAAGAGGUGAUGCUUUGCUUACUUUUCUCGUGGGGUUGGUUGGGG
Aspergillus aculeatus ATCC 16872 is the source of this 2894-nucleotide messenger RNA. RefSeq names its product ATP-dependent RNA helicase DBP10. The record is from RefSeq and is a predicted model, not a curated record. Bases 34 to 2859 code for a protein of 941 amino acids. NCBI's taxonomy places the organism in Eukaryota, Fungi, Ascomycota, Eurotiomycetes, Eurotiales, Aspergillaceae. Gene Ontology annotation, cellular component: nucleus. Gene Ontology annotation, molecular function: RNA helicase activity; RNA binding; ATP binding. The transcript has a single exon.